This is a messenger RNA of Xyrauchen texanus (razorback sucker), 2518 nucleotides long. RefSeq names its product G1 to S phase transition 1, like (gene gspt1l). Gene Ontology annotation, molecular function: translation release factor activity; GTP binding; GTPase activity. Gene Ontology annotation, cellular component: translation release factor complex. The transcript has 14 exons. Gene Ontology annotation, biological process: translation. Lineage: Eukaryota; Metazoa; Chordata; Actinopteri; Cypriniformes; Catostomidae. The record is from RefSeq and is a predicted model, not a curated record. Bases 208 to 1932 code for a protein of 574 amino acids.
CAGGGGAGUCGUCAGCGCACACGAGGGCUCAUUCCGAGUGCUUACUCAAACCGUCCUUUCUCUCGCCCCUUGAUGAGACGCACCGGCUGUUGGGUUUCAACAAAACAGGGGGGAAGGCUUGAACGACACAAGGGCUGACCUUAACAGCGGUUAAGGCCAGACACAAGAGUAAUCAAGUUCGUGGCUUUAAAGUUUGUCUGUGUACCAAUGGACGCGAUAGACACUGCCCCUGAUUCCUGGGAUCAGGACUAUGUCGAGGCCCAGGUCGACGUGCAACUUUCCAACGCUUUUUCUAUCAACCUUAACGUGGACGCCAAGCCGUUUGUCCCCAACGUAAACGCCACAGAAUUCGUCCCGGCCUUCCUGCAGAAGGGCUCCGCAGAAACGGCGGAGUCUGUCGGUCCCAAUACAGAUGCCAGUGUGGAAGUAUUGGAGCCUGAGGCUCCACCCAUGGCGAAUGGUGAUGCAGAGAUGGCAACAGACGACACCUGGGAGCAGAAAGGGAGUGAGCCCAGUGAGGCUGAGGCAGAGCCAGAGCCGGGAGGAGAUGGUGGUCAGGCUGAAGAAGACUCUCCACAAGAGGAAAUGAUGGAGGAGGAAGUGCCAAUACCUAAAGUAGCCCCUAUACAGCCAAAUGCCCCCAAGAAGGAACAUGUUAAUGUGGUCUUCAUUGGCCAUGUCGAUGCUGGCAAAUCAACUAUUGGAGGACAAAUCAUGUAUUUAACAGGAAUGGUGGACAAACGAACUCUGGAGAAGUAUGAGAAGGAAGCUAAGGAAAAGAACAGGGAAACUUGGUACCUCUCAUGGGCCCUUGACACAAACCAGGAGGAGAGGGACAAAGGAAAGACUGUGGAAGUUGGACGUUCAUAUUUCGAGACUGAGAAAAAGCACUUUACCAUUCUGGAUGCACCAGGUCACAAAAGCUUCGUCCCCAACAUGAUUGGCGGUGCAUCACAAGCUGAUUUGGCAGUGCUGGUUAUUUCUGCAAGGAAAGGAGAGUUUGAAACGGGCUUUGAAAAAGGAGGCCAGACGCGAGAGCACGCCAUGUUGGCCAAAACUGCUGGAGUGAAGCAUUUGAUUGUACUUGUAAACAAAAUGGAUGACCCAACAGUGAACUGGAGUUUGGAGAGGUACGAAGAAUGUAAGGAGAAACUUGUUCCAUUUUUGAAGAAGGUUGGGUUCAACCCCAGAAAAGAUAUUCAUUUCAUGCCAUGUUCGGGACUUACCGGGGCCAACCUUAAAGAACCAGUGGAGCACUGCCCUUGGUAUACAGGGUUACCAUUUAUACCACACCUGGACAGUUUGCCAAACUUCAACAGAUCAAGCGAUGGACCAGUCAGAUUACCCAUUGUAGAUAAGUAUAAAGACAUGGGCACUGUGGUCUUGGGGAAACUGGAAUCGGGAUCAAUCAAUAAAGCUCAGCAACUUGUGAUGAUGCCCAACAGGCACACUGUAGAGGUGCUGAGUCUGCUCUCUGAUGAUGUUGAAACUGAUGAUGCGGAACCUGGAGAGAACUUGAAGUUGAGACUCAAGGGUAUUGAAGAGGAGGAGAUCCUGCCAGGCUUCAUCCUCUGCACUGCUGAGAGCCUCUGCCACACUGGGCGCACAUUUGAUGCCCAGAUAGUCAUCAUUGAACACAAGUCAAUCAUCUGCCCUGGUUACAAUGCAGUUCUUCAUAUCCACACAUGCAUUGAAGAAGUGCAAAUUAUGGCCUUAAUCUGUCAGGUAGAUAAAAAGACAGGGGAGAAGAGCAAAACACGACCCCGAUUUGUCAAACAGGACCAGAUGUGCAUUGCUCGUCUGAGAACAGCUGGAACCAUUUGCCUUGAGACCUUCAAAGAUUUCCCUCAGAUGGGACGCUUCACCUUACGAGAUGAAGGGAAAACCAUUGCAAAUGGGAAGGUGUUGAAGCUUGUUGCCGAGAAAGACUGAAAAGAUGUGUGAUUGUUCUGAAACGACUGACCAAUGCGGAGAUUGAUGCUGCUUCAGCUGCAGUGCCCUUCACAGCCACCUGACCUUUCUUCACUCCGCUACUUGAAGACCAGCUUAAAAAAACUUCUCUUAAAAGAAAUCUGUUUUUAAGCAAAUGAAAAUUAAAAUCAUGUCCACAUGUGUCAGCUUUCUCAUAUUGAGAGCUCAGCGAUGCCAUUUGUUUUAGGUUCACCCCAUGACCUUUUCCUCCCCAUCAGCCUGCACACGUAAAGUGGCAAGAGAUUUAGCUCUCUUUCAAACUUUUUUUUUAUUUUUUAUAAAUUUCUUUUUGCUUCCAUCAGAGCUAUAUAAUGGCAGCAGAUACAGUAAGCGUAUGUGGACCAAGAUUUGCUUGUUAACAUUAAAUGAUUUAUGAGCAGUAAAGUUUGAAUGAUUAACCAAUUGAAACCAAAAUGUCAAUAUCUUGGUUGUACAUGUCUCCCAUUUCUUAUUUCCAUUUUGGUUUCUUUUCACAGAACGUUCUUGCAAAGUGCAUGAGCGUGUUCACGUUAUUAAAGCAUCUUCUGUGACAAUAAAAUAUAAGAUU